UGCUGCAAGGGGGUGUCGCGUGGUUGGGGGUUUUCAACAGGAAUGUGACUUAUAUCGGUUAUAUCCAAUGCCUCUUUGGAAAGCGUUAUUGUGCUCAUGGGUUAAGGGCUUGAGUGAUGCGUCCUCAGUCCUGCAUCAUGUCAGGGAGAUGAAACCGCCUAAUGCAUAAGGCCUGCAGCCCAGCCAUGAGAACUUAAACAUUAAUCUGCCUUUGCUCGUCAUACGUCAACCCCGGCAGCAAAUUUCCAGCUGGAUAAGCUGUAACAAAGGCUGCUUUAUUGGAGAGAGCUAACAUCAACAUCAUGGCAGCACAGUGGACAACAGAUACAGUGACCCAGCACACCCAGGAGAUGCUGCGUCAGCUUGGUCCUCUGCUGGCAUCCGUUGGUGCGGAUCGCAGUGCUGGAGAACUCCUUGUGUAUCUGGAAGAGCUCGACCUGAUUUCAGAGGGCUGCGGUGUGCUCACAGCCCUGCAGGCAGUGGCUGAGGCACAACUGGGUGGCCUAAUCAAGCGUGCUGUGGAGGUGCUGCCCAUGUCUGGCACCACUAGCCACUCUGUUUGUGAACAAUUGGGUGGACAGGCUCUGGCUAAGCUGACUGCAACACCAGAUGUACAACAGUUACGCUCACGGCUGACCCAGGUAACAGAGGCAGCAGCACAGGACAUGCUGGAGAAUGCUGAUGAGCUGCGUGACGUGCUGUCAGAACCAGCAGCUGUGAGAGAGGUGCCCGUGGAAGCGCUCAACCGCUCAGUCGGCUCUUCACUGUAUGGCAGCCUCAACCCAUCUCUGGUGUUCUCCCCGGCUGAUGUGGACGGGUUGGGAGCGGCGCUGGGGCCCGAGCAGGACGAGCAGACGCGCGCAGAGUCACUGGCACUGCUGCUGACGGCGCUGGCUAGCGGCUCGGUCAGCGCCGAUGCGUGGGCGCAGCUGCGGCCGGCCGUGCAGGACGCGCUGUUGGACACCUCCGACGCCGUCGCCAGCCGCGCCCAUCAGGUGCACUCCCGUCUGCUGGUGUGCGAGUCACACUUCUUCAUCAAGGAGGCAUACCUCAGCUUGCUGGAGGCCGUGUGCACCAUCUACGUGGACCGGCGCCGACGGGGCGGCGCCUCCCAGCGCGGCCUGAACGUGGGCCUGACGGAGACCAAGCGUGCCCUCCAGAUCCUCGCCAUGGUCAACCAGUACCAGCGGUACGUGCCGCGCGCCUGGCUCCGCUUCCCAGAGCGGCACGUGGAGGAGAUGGUGGAGAACACGGUGGACCUGCUGACGCUGGGUGUGCCGCGCGGCGGCGUCACGACCCUCUCCGACCUGUACACGCUGCCGGUGGCGCUGCUCUGCCUGCUGGACCCGGCGGCCGCCUGGUUCCGGUACUGGAUGCACGCCGAAUGGAGCCGCCAGAAGAUGGCGGCCGUGCUGCGCAAGUCGCCGCAGCUUUUGCAGCUGAUGCUGUCCACCGUGCUACUGCACGGCCGGUCGACGGCAGCGGCUCGCGAGCGGCCACCGCCUCGCUCUCGGCCUGGCGGCCUGCUGGUGGCGGAGGCCGUGUCCGAGGCGUGCUAUUCACACGCUGUGCACGUGUUGGUGUGCGUGGCGCAGUACCACUCGUGCCGCGGCCUGUUCCCGAUCGCGGCGAGGCCGGACAGUGCUGGCACCUCGCUGACGGAGCUGCUGCAGCUGCUAGGCGUGCGGUGA
Molecule: messenger RNA, 1691 nt
Organism: Pollicipes pollicipes
Lineage: Eukaryota; Metazoa; Arthropoda; Thecostraca; Pollicipedomorpha; Pollicipedidae
Product: protein broad-minded
Exons: 5
Coding region: 303-1691 (462 amino acids)
Source: RefSeq, a predicted model, not a curated record